AUGUCAUCUACUAAUAUAUCUGAUAUAUCAUGGUAUUAUGAUUUUCCACCAUUUUUUACUCUUCAACCAAAUCUUGAUACACGUCGUAAACAACUUGAUGCUUGGUGUUCACUUGUUCUUGAUUAUUGUCGUUUAAAAAAAAUCUUCACAUUUGAUGUUAAUGAUGCUAAGAAAUUUCCAUUAUUUUUCAAUACAAAAAUCAAUCGUCAAUUGGAUAAUAAUUUUAUUCAAGUUUUACUUGAAGAAUUACGUAGUCGAGGUAAUAUUGAAUGGCAAGAUAAAAAUAAACGACAUUGUUUAGUCUUAUGGAAAUCAAUUGAAGAAUGGGCUAAAACAGUUCAUCAUUGGAUAACAUCACGAGGUAUGAAUGGAACAGUUUGUACAUUCUAUGAAUUAUUAUAUAGUGAUGAUACACUUUCAGCUGAAUUUCAUAAAAUUGAUGAAAAUCUUUUUCGUCGUAUUCUUAUGGAACUCGAAAGACGUGGUCAAGCUACUGUGUUUUCAGAUAAUGGAGCUGAAGGUGUUAAAUUUUUGUAG
Messenger RNA from Rotaria sordida, 537 nucleotides. The record is from the annotation of a GenBank genome assembly. NCBI's taxonomy places the organism in Eukaryota, Metazoa, Rotifera, Eurotatoria, Philodinida, Philodinidae.